Molecule: messenger RNA, 1137 nt
Organism: Trypanosoma cruzi
Lineage: Eukaryota; Euglenozoa; Kinetoplastea; Trypanosomatida; Trypanosomatidae
Exons: 1
Coding region: 1-1137 (378 amino acids)
Source: RefSeq, a predicted model, not a curated record
AUGUCGGCAGAUGAAGCAAAGGAUGGAAAAUCCCCACCGCCUGUGGAAAAGGAAGAAGCGGCGAUGGAGCGGGACGAGAAUGACAUUGGCCUGCAGCCAGCUCCUAUCGCGCUGGUGCUGCGUCACCAGUGGGCAGCCGAGGCCCUGACCGCCAUGAAGGAAGAGGAGAGCGUGGACCGUCUGAGCCUUAUGCGGUCAUAUUACAGCGGCUUUCUCGCCAUUGUGUCCCAGUCGAUUCACACACUGCAUCUUGAUUCCAUCGCCCUUUCUAGGGUGCAGGCGCAACAACAACUCAUCACGGGAUUGAGGUGCAUGCCAGUUCCAAUGAACUCCAAAAAGAGAGUCAGUGAUUUUGCAGCAAGUAGAACAAGGCGACGACGUGCAGUAGACUUAUCGGAUGGCGAUACAGAACAGGGAGACGAUAAAGAGUCUUCGAAAGGUUUUCUGCAGCGUUUGCGUUUGAACAGCUUUCGGCGAAUGAAUCAAGAGUUAAUUGAGAGGCAGCGGCAGGUCGCAGCUUUUGCGACAGGUGAGCUACGAAGGAGUGCAGCAACACGAAGGCAGGAAGAACUGCUUUCCGCAAGAAGGUGUAGUAAUGAAUACAAGUGUUCCAUUGCGAAAAGUAUGGCGGUUCGGGAUAUGCGGGCCCGACAGCGGACAGAAAAGUAUGAGGAUCAACAGAACACCGUUCAAGCACGGCAAUCAAACCUGCAAGAGUCACGCAACAGGCAGCCUUGCGACUCAGCGGCAGAGCAGAAGGAGAUGCAGCUGAUCUUGAAUAAACGCCGAAUUCUUUUUGAGAACGCGAUGAAGGAAUUGCAAAAGGUUGUGGAUUGGAUAAACGAGAGACACCACGGCGGGUGUGUUGGAGACACAGCCUUUAUGGCCUCUGUGGCUUCUUCCAUAGAGUCAUCCUUUCCGACGGCGUUGUAUCAGGCACCUAAGACCCGUUGUAAAAAAAGAAAUACGACACCUAUACGUGAGGAGGAAUACGCGCGGCUGUGUGGUUUGAAGGGGACCGCGAUACGGUCUGUUGUUGCUUUUUCAGUGGAAUCGUCACCUACUGCAGCCGCACCGAAUAACAGCAUUGCACGGGAACUGCAGCAUUUAUGUAUUUCUCCAAUACUCUGGCACUGA